AUGUUUUCAGCUCAUCUGGCUGAAUGCGCCCUAGAGAAGCCGAAGAGAUCCACUUUGAACCAGCUGACCAGGACCCUCCUGCGGAACUAUGACUGCGGCGUUCGGCCUGUUCACAGAUGGACCAGUCCAACCACCGUCUAUGUCGACCUCAUAAUGCAAUCCGUCCUCGAAGUGGAUGGAAAGACUCAGAGCAUUACGACAAGUAUUUGGUACAGACAGAUCUGGAGAGAUGAAUUCCUUGUUUGGGAUCCAGAAGAGUUUGAUGGCAUCAAUGAGAUCUCCAUGUCAUCUGAUGCCAUCUGGAUUCCUGAUGUUAUUGUUAGUGAAUUUGUGGAAGAGGGGAAGUCUCCUCCAAUCCCAUAUGUCUAUGUAAAUUCCUCUGGCUCCGUGAAGAACUACCGGCCCAUCCAGGCUGUGCUUGCUUGUAGCCUGGAAAUGUAUGCCUUCCCAUUUGACAAACAGAACUGCAGCCUUACCUUCCGCAGCUGGCUUCACUCAGUGAACGAAAUAGACCUGGCUCUGUGGAGGAGUGCAGAGGCCAUAGCUAAUGAUAAGAGGGAGUUCAUGAAUGAUGGAGAAUGGGAACUGCUGUCCAUUCCAUCACAGUACAGACGGAUCCGCCAAGACAACACCGACUACGCCCAGAUUCAAUUCAAUCUUUUGAUCCGCCGGCGCCCCCUGCUGUAUGUGGUGGGCCUCCUUAUCCCCAGCAUCUUCCUCAUGUUGGUAGAUGUGGUGAGUUUCUACCUGCCUCUAAACAGCGGGACACGCAUCGCCUUUAAGAUCACCAUACUGUUGGGGUACACAGUCUUCAGAGUCAACCUGACCAAUGAGCUGCCUGCUACUGCUGUCACAACUCCACUCAUUGGUGUGUUCUUUGUGGUGUGCAUGGCAAUGCUGAUGCUCAGCCUCAGCAAGUCAAUCUUGGUGGUGAAGCUGCUCCACCACAGUGAAAAAGAGGUCAAGCAGAUGUCGUUGUCUGCCUGUCUGCUGGACAAGUACGGUUCAGCUGGUCACAGCUUCACAGAGAGUGCUCUAACAUCCAUAAAAACCCUCAACACAGCUGAAGAUUAUGAUCUUGAACACUCACUUGAGGAGGAUCUUCUGUCACUGACUGAGCUCGAGGAUGCCCCCUCUGGACUGGAUUGGCUCCUCCAGGAGCUGGUUUCCCUCCGCGUGGCGUUUUCCCAGGACGACAGCGAGACCUCGGCUCAGGCCGAGUGGUUGGCCCUCUGCUUGCAGCAGCGGGCAGACUUUCACAGCGGCAGGACGAAACUCAGGUCAGCUAACAACAUGAGAAUCUCAUCAGCCUGGACAGCGCUCCUCUGCCUCCUGAUUCAUGGAACAUCCAGAGCCUGCUCAGUGAAAAAACUGGGUAGCAGCACUGGCAGGUUUGCGAACGCAACCCUGGUGCGGCUUUCAGAGUUUUUGAGCGCAGGCUACAAGAAAGGAGUGAGACCAGUCAAAGACUGGAGGACGUCCACUAUAGUGGCCAUAGACCUCAUGGUUUACUCUAUCCUUAACGUGGACGAGAAGAACCAGGUUUUAACAACAUACGUGUGGUACAGACAGUCGUGGACAGAUGAAUUCCUGGUGUGGAAUCCAGAGGAUUUUGAUGAGGUCAAACAGGUUUCCAUGCCCACAGCGAACGUGUGGGUUCCCGACAUCCUCAUCAAUGAGUUUGUGGAUGUGGGGAAGUCUCCAGACAUUCCCUACGUGUACGUUACUCAUGAAGGGCUGGUGCAAAACUACAAGCCCAUCCAGGUUGUUACGGCCUGCACUCUCAACAUCUACAACUUCCCAUUCGAUGUCCAGAAAUGCAGCCUCACUUUCCAGAGCUGGCUCCAUACUAUUGAUGACAUCAACAUCACCCUGAUGCGAAGCCCCGAAAAGCUCAGGGACGACAAGAGUGUCUUCAUGAACCAAGGGGAGUGGGAGCUACUCCACAUACUGUCCAACUACAAGAUCUUCAGCGUGGACAAUGACGACUAUUAUGCCGAGAUGAAGUUCCAUGUGGUGAUCCGUCGUCGGCCGUUGUUCUACACUGUGAAUCUGCUGCUGCCCAGCAUCUUCCUGAUGGUGAUGGACGUCGUUGGUUUCUACCUGCCACCAGACAGCGGAGAGCGGGUUUCCUUUAAGAUCACUUUGCUGCUGGGCUACUCUGUCUUCCUCAUCAUUGUGUCUGACACUUUGCCUGCGACCGCCAUAGGAACCCCGCUGAUAGGUGUGUACUUUGUGGUCUGCAUGGCUCUCUUGGUGAUCAGCCUGACGGAAACCGUCCUGAUUGUGCGUCUGGUCCACAAGCAGGACCUCCAGCCCCCCGUGCCCCACUGGGUGAAGUACCUGGUGCUGGAGAGAGCCCCCGUCCUCUUCUGCAUCCACAAAAAGCAUCGCCUCUGCCCCACGCUGUCCUCCCAAGCCUCUGACCUGGAGCACUACAAGGACAACAAUUAUGGGAGUGCCCAGUGCACCCUCCACCACACCUGUGAGAUGGGCCAAAGGCUCAGCCAGCCGGACAGAGAGGGCGGGAUGCUCGGACUGCGCCUGCCCCCGUCCAGGGAGAGCGCCCCGCCACCGGUCAUGGACAACAUCCUGCAGGAGGUGACGGCCAUACGCACCUUCCUGGAGAAGCGCGACAGGUGUCGGGAAGUUGCCAAGGAGUGGCUGCAGGUUGGCUACGUACUGGACGUCCUGCUCUUCAGGGUCUACCUGGUGGCCAUCGUGGCUUACAGCAUCACGUUGGGCACCUUGUGGUCAGUUUGGCAGGUGGCCUGA
Molecule: messenger RNA, 2775 nt
Organism: Menidia menidia (Atlantic silverside)
Lineage: Eukaryota; Metazoa; Chordata; Actinopteri; Atheriniformes; Atherinopsidae
Source: the annotation of a GenBank genome assembly